Odobenus rosmarus divergens (Pacific walrus) is the source of this 577-nucleotide messenger RNA. RefSeq names its product transition protein 2 (during histone to protamine replacement) (gene TNP2). Gene Ontology annotation, cellular component: nucleus; nucleosome. Gene Ontology annotation, biological process: acrosome reaction; spermatogenesis; penetration of zona pellucida. The record is from RefSeq and is a predicted model, not a curated record. Gene Ontology annotation, molecular function: DNA binding; zinc ion binding. The transcript has 2 exons. Lineage: Eukaryota; Metazoa; Chordata; Mammalia; Carnivora; Odobenidae. The coding region runs from base 27 to 422 and encodes 131 amino acids.
CCUCUGCCCCCCAAGCGUGGCCUCCCAUGGACACCAAGACACAGAGCCUUCCCAACACCCACGCCCAGCCCCAUAGCAACCCUCGGCCCCAAAGCCAUACCUGCAGCCCGUGCACCUGCAGCUCCCACUGCCAAACCUGCAGCCAAACCUGCAGCCAAACCUGCAACCGGAGCUGCAGCCAGAGCUGCAGCCAGAGCCCCACUGGCCACCAGAGCCAGAGUUCACACCCCAGCCCGCCACCGAGGCACCAGAAACACACCAUGCACUGCCACCACUGCUCCCCGCGGCCCACCACCCAUUCCUGCAGCUACCCCAAGAACAGAAAGAAUUUGGAAGGAAAGGUGAACAAGAGGAAGGUGGUCAAAAGGAGGCAGCAGGUGUAUAAAACAAAGAGGCGGAGCUCAGGGCGGAAAUACAACUGAGACAGCACCCCAUGGCUUGUUCCUGUGUUGGUUUCACCCAAAUGAUAAACUCCAUCUCACGUGGAAUGCUAGAAAGAAGUCCACCUGUGUGCAGGAACAUGGUACUACAGUGAUUUCUAUGCAACCUUGAUUAAAGCUUGUAUACUGGAUGACUA